Messenger RNA from Halichondria panicea, 2880 nucleotides. Its product is annotated as autotransporter adhesin BpaC-like. The record is from RefSeq and is a predicted model, not a curated record. NCBI's taxonomy places the organism in Eukaryota, Metazoa, Porifera, Demospongiae, Suberitida, Halichondriidae. The coding region runs from base 1229 to 2404 and encodes 391 amino acids. The transcript has a single exon.
GAUCCAAGUGCAUGUACACGUAUGAUUAAUAAGUGAAUCUUUGUCACUAGAUUCACUGCAAUAUACAUGCAUACUAUCUCGUCCUCUCAUGCGCUGUAUUUAACUUGUUCCGCACCAGCAAUUACGUACACGCAUGCAUUUAUUUACAUCGUACAAGUACGAGUGAUGCAAGCUGCGCUGUACUGUGCUAAUGCCUCUCGCCAUUUUUUUGUUUCGCUCAAAAAGUAUUAGGUAUUAGAGUGUUAGAAGAGGUAUGUAUUGGACUAAGUUUGCUUUGUAUAUAAUGUUGUUAUUAUUGUUGUUGAAAAUGAACCAGCAUGGCUAACUCGAGAAAGUUUUUGCGGGCAGCCGAUGCUAUAAAAGAGUCUGAAGACUGCAACAGCCUUCACUGUGAGUAAAACUCGAGAAAGAAGCUUUAGUUUGCAAAUCAACAAAUCAAGAGAACGUGGCUAGAAGUUCGUCGCAUUGCAACCGUUGAGCAGUUGCAUCUAGAACAGACAUAGUCAGCGUAUCCCUCAUGCGGCUACGCCUUGAGGCAUAAUAAUUAUCGAGGUUUGUUAAUAGCUGAUAAUGGUGAUAGAAUGCGUCUCAAAGUUAAACUAAUAAAUUAAAGUGACAGGCUCUGGGAAAACAGACCAAUUGGCGCAAGCUAUAAUUUUUGCGAUCUAUAUACCAGAUGAUAGAGCAAAGAAUUGCCUACACAUUGAUAUGCUUAGUUUGCACAUACCUCGUUCCAUGCCUGAGUUAUGCGCGUUGGAAACUCGGAAGUUGUAAAACAGCAGUAUUGAGAAACGCCCACUCAAAGAUUGCUAAAUUAGGAAAAGUAAGGUAAUGGUGGCUGCUUAGACAAAGCGCUUUGGUGGAAAGAGUUGGAUUCAGAGCAUCAGAUUUUACAAAGAGGUAGUAGAAAGACUGUAGAUAACUAUAAGCCAAGAAAAAAUAUAUAUGAGAUUAUACACUGUAGUCUAUAAACUGGCUAUUGCUCAAUACCAAUACCCACUCCAAUUGGUCUGUUUUCUCAGAGCCUGUCACCUAUAGGCUUCUGUUAUUUAUGUCAUCCUGAAGGUCUCACAGUGACAAUUGAUUCUUCACAUGUAGUAAAGUAUGCAUGUAGUUAACACGUACAUGUUAUUCAUCCACCAAUCACCACAUCCACCCAUUAAUUUUGAAAGGUCUAUAGAAGUAGAAUUCUCACUUCAGUAAAAUCUGAACUGAAAAAAAAACAAGAAUGAAAUAUAUCAUUGUUGCUCUAACUCUUCUGGUCGCCAUGGUUCUCUUAAUUGAGGGCAAACCUCAAACAAUGAAAUUGGAGGAAGGUGAAUCUGCUUUUACACGAAGCAAGCGAUCAGAUAAUGACAAAAAGAGUGCAGCUGAGAGCACCGAACCAGGAAAAUCUUCACCAUCAGAGAGUACGGCUGACAACAGUGUUUUGGGGAGUAACUCGUCUUCGCUAUCAGCAAACGAAGAAAAUACAGCUGACAACACUACUUCAGAGAGUGACAAGUCUUCGCUAUCAGCGAACGAAGAUAGUAGAGCUGACAACACUGUUUCGGGGAGUAACUCGUCUUCGCUAUCAGCAAACGAAGAAAAUACAGCUGACAACACUGCUUCAGAGAGUGACAAGUCUUCGCUAUCAGCGAACGAAGAUAGUAGAGCUGACAACACUGCUUCAGAGAGUGACUCGUCUUCGCUAUCAGUAAACGAAGAAAAUACAGCUGACAACACUAUUUCGGGGAGUAACUCAUCUUUGCUAUCAGCGAACGAAGAGAAUACAGCUGACAGCACUAUUUCAGAGAGUGACAAGUCUUCGCUAUCAGCGAACGAAGAUAGAGCUGACAACACUGCUUCAGAGAGUGAGAAGUCUUCGCUAUCAGCGAGUGAAGAGAGUACAGCUGACAACACUGCUUCGGGGAGUUACUCGUCAUCACUAUCAGCGAGUGAAGAGAGUACAGCUGACAACACUGCUUCAGAGAGUGACAAAUCUUCGCUAUCAGUGAACGAAGAGAGUACAGCUGACAACACUGCUUCAGAGAGUGACAAAUCUUCGCUAUCAGCGAGUGAAGAGAGUACAGCUGACAACACUGCUUCGGGGAGUUACUCGUCAUCACUAUCAGCGAACGAAGAGAAUACAGCUGACAACACUGCUCCGGAGAGUGACAAGCCUUCGCUAUCAGCAAACGAAGAGAAUACAGCUGACAACACUGCUUCAGAGAGUGACAAGUCUUCGCUAUCAGCGAACGAAGAGAGUACAGCUGACAACACUGCUUCGGAGAGUGACAAGUCUUUGCUAUCAGCAAACGAAGAGAAUACAGCUGACAAUACUGCUUCGGGGAGUGCCUCGUCAUCACAAACAGCGAGCGAAGAGAGUACAGCUGACAGCACUGAUUCAAUGGAUGAAUCUUGACAAUCUGAAGUUUUAAAGCUUCUCUUUAACUAAGACGGUAGUGAACAAUGUAUAUAUAUAUACAUGCACUUUUAUCACUAUUUAUAGUGAAGAAACAGUUAUCUAAAAUCAAAUGUGCUUGCUUUAGCUAUACAUGUAGUGUUCUCAUUUUGACUGAGUAGCUUGAUGUUUUUAGCGAGUUGUACAGAGAUAGCAAAAUAGCUCCUUCAUCAUACAGCAUGCAUAUACUGUAUUAUGAAUGAGUCACUGAAGCAAUAGGAGGGGAGAGGGUUGCUAUGCACCUGUUAGAUCUCGCUUGUGCUGAAGUGAUUUAGUAUUUAGCCACAUUCGAACAAUAUCAUAGCUAUAUACAAUCGUAUGAUGUCCCAUUAAUAAUACAUGGUCGUGGUUUUCGCGGAUUAAGCAUGUACCGCGAACAUCUAUAACCUAUUAAGCCUAGUUUUGCUUACUUGGAAUGCCAUUGCAGCCUUUUCGGA